Molecule: messenger RNA, 3830 nt
Organism: Cuscuta epithymum
Lineage: Eukaryota; Viridiplantae; Streptophyta; Magnoliopsida; Solanales; Convolvulaceae
Source: the annotation of a GenBank genome assembly
GUUUUUGUUAGUAUAGGUAUAGAUUUUGUUAUCAGCCCACCCCAAAAUUAAUUCUCAACCCACAGGCCACAGCUCAGCCCCUGACUUUAGAAGAAGAUCGGAAGAAAGAAAAUCGAAGAACCAAGAGCUUGGCAGCUUGUGACGACCGGCGCUCCAACCUGUGACCUGCGACCCUUCGCCGUCCACGCCUCUUCGUCUUCGUCCAUCCAGACUCCAGCGUCCUUCCUCUCUCGCCUCUCAGCUCUUCCUCCAUCUCUGGCGCAGCCAGGUAGGACGUACCGACGGAGCUGGUCAUCUCUUCUUUGCCCGCUAUCCAUUUUUGUUGGCGAGUUGAAGAAGCUGAAAUCUCCGAUCCAUUUUCCGGGUUGAAGAGCUGCUCUGUAUUAGGGUGCAAUCGUUUAACAUUGCUUGAAUAGAACAUGAGAAUACAAAAAAGAACAUUCCCAGUUAAGCAGGCUUUGUAGCUCCCACAUUUAGGGGACCUGAUAAUUUUGUGAGGCUGUAGCUGUUGUAUGAUAUAGUAACUUAUAGAUGUGGUUGGAUUGCUGGAAGCUGUUUGGAGUACAAAAAAUAAUGCCCAAGAAGGUGAAACUUGGAGAAGAUCGAAAUAGAAGCUUCGGUUAGGAGUUAUCGCGAUUUGAGGUGACGCUUUGAUGAUGAUGUUGAUUUCGAGAGAGCUUCUGCUAGAAAAUAUAAUUAGUAAAUCAUUGUGACGCUUUGAUGAUGAUGUUGAUUUCGAGAGAGCUUCCGCUAGAAAAUAUAAUUAGUAAAUCAUUGUAACUCCAUUUUCAAUAUCUUUAGUUAGUGAAUAAUUAUUUUUGGGUUUAAGUUGUUUUAGCCUGUGCACUCGGUUAAGGGAGAACCGAGUGUGGCGGUAACGCCCCUAUUUCCCUUUUGAUUUCCGCUGCAAAACUCUGAUGUUUUUGAAUAAAGUAUUGUUUUUGGAUGGGAAAUUUGGGGGUGUUACAAACUUGCACCGGACUAUGUUUGGAGGGAACGCUGCAAACUUGUCUCUUUCAAAAGUUGGUGAAAUUGCUCUAAAACUUGUACCCAAACCACUUCAGGGACCCGAACCAAAGUUCAUAUCAUUAUUGCAAUUAUGUAAUACUCCAAGGAACCUCGAACAAAUUCAAACUCAGAUCACAGUACGAGGUCUUGAUCAAGAUGAGUACACAAUGCCUCUUUUCCUGCUGAAAUGUUUCGAAUUAAAUCAAUUUUGUUGCGCUCGCCAGCUGUUUGAUCAAACUACCUACCCAAGCUCUUACCUCUGGAAUACUAUGUUCAAAGGGUACCUCCUUAAGAACCAGCACAGAGAGGUGCUGGUGCUUUUUCGCCUUAUGAGGAAUGCAGAUGAGAAGCCGAGCUGCUAUACAUUCUCCAUUAUUUUGAAGUCUUGUGGGAGAUUAUUUGCUCUGAGAGAAGGUGAGGAAGUGCAUUGUGUUGUAUUCAAGACUGGACUCAGGUCUAAUACAUUUGUGGGCACUACUCUGAUCGAUUUGUAUUCAAGAACAAUGCAAAUCAAGUGUGCUCAUACAGUGUUUAGUGAGAUGGUUUUGAGAAAUGUAGUAACAUACACUUCUAUGAUCAACGGCUUCAUUGAGAACGGUGAUUUGACUACUGCUAGGAGGCUAUUUGACUCGGCACCGGAUCGAGAUGUUGUCUUGUGGAAUACCAUGAUUGUGGCCUAUAUUGAGUGUAGGGACAUGACAGAGGCUAGGAAACUUUUCAAUGUGAUGCCAAUGAAGGAUUUGAUGUCAUGGAAUACCCUGUUGAAUGGCUAUGCGAAAUCUGGGAAUGUUGAGGAGUGUGAGAAGCUGUUCAAAGUAAUGAAGGAGAGAAACAUAUUUUCUUGGAAUGGUUUGAUAAGAGGAUAUGCCCAUAAUGGACAUUUCGUCGAAGUUCUUUGUGCUUUUAAUAGGAUGUUAACCGUUUCUGAAGCUCAACCUAACGAUGUCACUCUUGUUAAUGUGUUGACUGCUUGUGCUAGACUAGGAGCUCUUGAUAUGGGCAAGCGGGUGCACUCUUAUGCGGUGAGCAUUGGUUAUAAAGAUAAUAUAUAUGUUGGGAAUGGUUUGGUUGAUAUGUAUGCAAAGUGCGGGGUGAUUGAAAAUGCAACUGAUGUUUUUAUCAGAAUGGAAGUUAAAGAUUUGAUAUCUUGGAACACAAUUAUUAAUGGUGUGGCGGUCCAUGGUCAGGCAGUUGCUGCCUUGAUGUUAUUUAAUCAGAUGAGGGAUGCUUGUGUAAGACCUGAUGGAAUAACUUUCAUUGGUGUACUAUGCGCUUGCUCCCACAUGGGUCUAGUCUCAAAGGGAUUUGACUAUUUUCAAUUGAUGGUCAAUGAGCAUUCUCUUGUGCCUCAAAUUGAACACUAUGGCUGUAUGGUUGAUCUUCUGGCCCGUGCUGGCCAUUUUGAGCAAGCUGUGGAAUUUGUGCAUAAGAUGCCUAUGCCAGCUGAUAGUGUUAUAUGGACCACAUUACUUGGGGCUUGUAGGAUUUACAAGAAAGUCGGUUUUGCUGUAUUGGCUCUUCAAAAACUGACUGAGCUUGACCCAAAUAACCCUGCAAACCAUGUAACUCUUGCUAAUAUCUACGGUGAUGCUCAUAGAUGGAAAGAUGUGGCAAAGCAGAAGGUUGCCAUGAGGGAUACUGGUUUUAAGAAACUGCCAGGGCAUAGCUCUAUUGAAGUUGACGACCAUGUAGCUGAGUUUUAUUGCUUUGAUGAGAGACAUGCCAAGACACAUGCUAUAUAUGGAGCUUUGAAAGGAUUGAUGAAAACAUCAAUAUCUUGUGAUACUUCAUGGAAUUUGAUAAAUGAACCUUGAUCAAGUUGAACAUGCCCGUUAUAGGAAAACCCCAUGUUUGGUUUAAACUACAUUCUCCUUCUUUCAAGAUUAAGUGGGUACUUGGCUCCACAAGAAGAUUGUCGACCCUCUUCUCUAAAUCCUCAGUAGGUAUUAUCUCCCCCUUUUGGAAAUCUGAAGAUUCGCAGUAAGAUUAGUAAGGAAGGAAAUAUAAGGUUUGUUAAAUCUGCACAUUUCAAUGAAUGAAUGAUUAUCUUUGUUAUGGGGAGCCGAACUGAAGCAAUUAGCAUUCUCGGGUGCACUUGGCAUUACGUUAGAAAUCUUCCUCAUUUGUGGUGUUACUAUAUGUCUGUGUGGAUUGGCUAUUGCAUUGCUUGGAUCUUUGUGUCAUGCUCCAACAGUAAUGCUUGCUAACUUUAUUGCCACCCCAAUUGAAUUGAGUUUGAUAAUCCCAUUCCUGCGAUUGGAGAAUCAAUUACUGGCGGCUCUCAUUUUUCUUUGGCGGCUCUCAUUUUUCUUUGGCGGCUCUCAUUUUUCUUUGACAUCAGAUGCACUAAAGAGGUUUUCACCGGUGAAGCUUCACAUGAACUCUUGCUGAGUAUUUUACGUGCGUUGUUGGGAUGGAUUGUGGCUGCACCAUUCAUUCUAGCAGGCCUAUAUAUACUCUUCUUGCCAUGUUUUGCAAUCUUGGUCAGUAAGACAGUAAUUUGAGUGGCACAGCUCUUCCAUCUUCCCCCAAGAUCCCAUUAAUUCAACCCCAUGCUGAACUAAAGGUCAAGGUGAGAUAUGUCUGAUCAACAAGGGUAAGGGAAAGUUUGUUGCAUAGGCAAAGCUAAUGAAUCUCAUCUUGUUACCUUUGCUUGUAAACAGAACUCUGGAGAGUCCUAUUUAUGCAUGUAUAUAUGUGCCAAUAUUUGAUGCAUAUUUUGCUAAUAAUUUGGACGGAGUGCUCCCUCUGUACCCAUAGAAAUAUUCAUGUCUACCCAAUGCAUAACUUUUGAGUUUAAUAACCAAACUUAGGGAUGUUAA